Ostreococcus tauri is the source of this 291-nucleotide messenger RNA. Its product is annotated as Cytochrome c oxidase biogenesis protein Cmc1-like. The record is from RefSeq and is a predicted model, not a curated record. Gene Ontology annotation, cellular component: mitochondrion. Lineage: Eukaryota; Viridiplantae; Chlorophyta; Mamiellophyceae; Mamiellales; Bathycoccaceae. The transcript has a single exon. The coding region runs from base 1 to 291 and encodes 96 amino acids.
AUGCGCGCCGACGCCGUGCUGAAGAAGGAGGAGGAGGCCAUCAUCACCCUCAUGAAGGAGCGCGCGCUCGGGCGGUGUCGCGAGGCGCAGCGCGCGUACUACGAGUGCGUGCGAGGACGGACCCUGAGCGUGGCCUGGGCGUGUCGAGAGGACGCGCGAGCGAUGAGCGCGUGCCUGAACGCGCACACGAACGCGGCGACGCUGGCGCGAAUGAAGACGCAGUGGGCCGAGGCGGGGAAGCCGUCGAUCGAGGAUCGGUCGCGACCGCCGAGGUGCUUCGACGAGGAUUAG